CUUAGAAAUCGUACUGCCGCGAUCAAAAUGAACUCUGAUGAAUGGUGGCAUAAUCCAUGUGGUCCAUACACUUUGGUAGAUACACCUAAGAAUGUGGACGUAAUCGAAUUUUCUCAGAUGGACUUGUAUAAACUAUUAGAACAUUAUCGAGAUUGUAGAAGUAAGGCUUAUGAUACCUUCGGUAGUUGGACUCUUAGAAGAGCGCCUACUUUAACAGAUUAUUAUACUGGUUUCGAAACAUAUCCAUGGCUUCCCGAUGUGCCCAAUUUAAUGAUUACUUAUUUUGCCGAUAAACGUUUGUUUAAAGAUGUGAAGCUGGAAGUACUGAUCAGCAAGUUCUACCAACAUUUCCAAAUUUAUGCGGCGGCUCUUACUUUCCUAGCUAGUGAGGAGAAUGUUCAAGGAACCGAUCAAGUUUUCCAAUUCAAAUCAGUUGAGCUACAGAAGGCGUUGUGUUGGCACAGCAGACUCAUGAAAGUUAAUAAAAUCAAUUUCCUACCGCCUCCGCGCAAAACUAUCAUCCCAACAGAGUUAUAUCCAUUCAAACUGAAUUUAGAAGGAAGAUUCAAUAGAGAAUAUAUCAUUUACACGAAUUAUAUCAACAUAUUGGAUUAUUUCGUUCAGGUUCUGGAAUAUUUUACUAAAACGACUCAUUUCUUUGUAUGA
Molecule: messenger RNA, 666 nt
Organism: Diorhabda sublineata
Lineage: Eukaryota; Metazoa; Arthropoda; Insecta; Coleoptera; Chrysomelidae
Exons: 4
Coding region: 28-666 (212 amino acids)
Source: RefSeq, a predicted model, not a curated record